UUAGUUAACGCCGUAUGACGUUGGGGUUGUAGGCGUUCUUUCGUCGGGAAUCAAGUGAAAUACGGAAUACUUCUUUUGAUCACCAUGGCCUUUCAAACGCAAUGUUGUAUAUUGUUCUUGAUCUCCAUAACAAUUACAGCAGGCGUCCCCGCCCCACGUCAAAAUGGCGAUACAGCGAUAUCCCCCGGCUGUUCCCCCUGUAGAACUCCUAAGCACCUCCCAGAUGAAUGUAUAUACAGGGUCUUGACACGUAACCCAAGCACAGGAACAAUCUGCCCCUACUGCAUCAACUUGUGUCGAUCCACAAUGAGAAGUACAGCCAGCUCUAUCAUCCCUGGGGCAGUCAGUACCAGUAAAAACGCAUUAACAAAAGAACCUGUUAAAUCUAAAUCUGUUGAUUCGACCAAAUCUAAAACUCGUAAAUCUAAAACGAAACCAAAAACUACCAAAAAAUCAAAAUCAAAAAGUAAAUCCAAACGAAAAUCUUCAAGAAGGAGGAAGAGCAAUAAAAGUUCAGGAAGGUCGAAAUCCAAAGCAGCAUCUGGAAAGGUCGCAACUAACAUGCAGGCACAUGUUAUGAAAGACAAUAUUGUAAACACUAAAUCGAUGGAACCUGGAAAGGUCGCAACUAACAUGCAGGCACAUGUUAUAAAAGACAAUAUUGCAAACAAAGCUAUGGAACCGAGUUUAAUCAACAAUUCGCCUUCAGUUCAACUUUCUUACGGUGAAUCUCCGCCAGAAAAGGUAGCUCCUUUGGUGCCAUCGUCCAAUGCCGAAAUGUCACCUGAUGGAAUAGCACAAUGGAAGACUCCGAAAGAAAAUUCGCGUGGAUCCAGGAUGCAGUCUAUGACACAGCAAACCAGUGUCAUGGAUCCGUAUGCAAAUGAGGCACUGCUUCAACCAGAUACCAUAGGCAGAUCUUAUUUGUCAGACACAAAAUAUAGGUCAAAUAAAAGAUAUGGCGGUCGAGCUCGUCCAAUGACCAGACAGGGUUAUUACACAACCAAUCAAAGACAAGUGUACCACGAUCCUAGGCCGGGGGCAUGGAAUGAUGGUCAUUAUGGUAACAAUGGAUACGAUUACAGACAGGAUGGUGACGGAAGUGACGACAGAAGCAACGAUAGUAACGACGAUUAUUAUCACACUGGCCCUUUAGUACCUCAAAGGUCACGUGGUGAUGAUAGCAGCAGUGAUGACAACAAUGACAGUUUUAGCAGUGAUAGUGGAGAAUCCGGCGGAGGAGGAAGCUCUGAAAACAGAUCUGACAGAUAAUGACAUUGGUAGUAAGACAUAAUUGAAUUGUUAAAAAGUUGUAUAUACACCUGUUAUAGUAGUUGUACACAUUCAUAAUGUUUCCUAGAGAAUUGUGUUUUGUAAAAAAAAAUUAAUCUAUGUUGAUUAAAUGUAGUAGUGGCAAAAUGUCAUCGUAAACGUUGGUUAGCGGGUAAAUUAGUAGUACUAACGUACAGAUACAGUGCAAUAUCAUUCUGUUUUUUAUGGAAUUGUUUAUUAUGCAAAAACUCAUCAACGUCUGCAUAUGGUUUCAUCGCCACCUCACAAAUGGCAUCAGCAUAAGUAUUUGAAAAUACAAAUUGUAGACAAUA
Pecten maximus is the source of this 1604-nucleotide messenger RNA. RefSeq names its product serine/arginine-rich splicing factor 4-like. The record is from RefSeq and is a predicted model, not a curated record. The transcript has 2 exons. NCBI's taxonomy places the organism in Eukaryota, Metazoa, Mollusca, Bivalvia, Pectinida, Pectinidae. Bases 85 to 1272 code for a protein of 395 amino acids.